This is a messenger RNA of Cyclopterus lumpus (lumpfish), 2708 nucleotides long. Its product is annotated as cdc42-interacting protein 4 homolog. NCBI's taxonomy places the organism in Eukaryota, Metazoa, Chordata, Actinopteri, Perciformes, Cyclopteridae. The record is from RefSeq and is a predicted model, not a curated record. Bases 412 to 1947 code for a protein of 511 amino acids. Gene Ontology annotation, biological process: signal transduction. Gene Ontology annotation, molecular function: protein binding. The transcript is spliced from 15 exons.
UCUCUCUCCCUCCCUCCCUCUCUCUCUCUCUCUCUCUCUCUCUCUCGCUCCGGGACCCGAACUUGUUUCAGGAAAAAGCGCCUGAACAUAUUUGUUCUGUCUCGCUGCGCUGGAAGAAGCAGGACGGCGGUGUCCGUGCCAAGGAGAAGGCGUAAACUUCCUCCAAACAUUUCCUGCGCCAUCUCCGCGCUUUUCGAGACUCCAAAAAAAAAAAGAAAAAAGAAAAGUUUUGCGGAAUCUUUCGUAACGAGAGGAGUCUUGUUUUUUAAAACAAAAAUCUUAUUUAGUUUUUUUUUUUUUUUUUCUCCCACCACCUGGUUGCUUCUUUUCUCUGGAGGAAAAGAUUCCGGCGUUUUUUUUUUCUGGUUUUUUUUUUUUUGGUGUUGCCCCUCAAACGUGUUUUCUGCAGACAUGGACUGGGGAACAGACCUGUGGGACCAGUAUGAUCACAUCGACAAGCACACGCAGUCGGGCAUCGACCUGGUGGAUCGCUACAUAAAGUUUGUGAAGGAGCGGACGGAGAUAGAGCAGAGCUACGCCAAGCAACUCAGGAGUCUAUCAAAGAAAUAUGCCAAACGAGGGAGCAAAGAAGAGCAAGACUGCAGAUUCAGCAAUCACGCGUCACUCCAGGAGAUCCUGAACGAGCUGAACGAUUACGCCGGCCAACGGGAGCUCAUCGCUGAGAACAUGAUGACCGGCAUCUGUGUGGAGCUCACCAAGUACCUCCAGGACAUCAAACUGGAACGCAAAACCCACCUAUCUGAUGCCAAGAAGGCCCAGCAGUUUUUAGAGGGCAGCUUCAAAAACCUAGAAAGUACUAAGAAGCGCUAUGCCAAGGAAUGGGCCGAGGCUGAAAAAGCCAUCCAACAAUCAGAGAAAACAGAGAGUGACCUCAAUGCCACCAGGCUCGAUGUCGAGAAGGCCAAGCAACAUGCCCACGCACGCACACACACAGCGGAGGAGUGCAGGAACGACUAUGCAGCGCAGCUCCAGAAAUACAACAAGGAACAAAACUUCUACUACUACUCGGAGAUACCGCAGAUCUUCAACAAGAUGCAGGACAUGGAUGAGCGGAGGAUUCGGCGGCUGGCGGAGGGCUACUGUCAGUUUUCAGACUUCGAGAAGAAGGUGCUGCCCAUCAUCACCAAGUGUUUAGAAGGGAUUUAUGCUGCAGGAGGGAAAAUUAAUGAGAAACAGGACUCGAUGCUGUUCAUAGAGCAGCACAAGUCUGGCUUUGAGCGACCUGCAGACUUAGAGUUUGAAGACUACACCCAGGGAAUCAAACCAGCAACCUCUGACUCCAGCCUCAACCCCCCCAAAGUGCGCGCCAAGCUCUGGCCUUUCAGCAAGAAGCACAAGAUAUCGCAUGCUGAAAAGCACACGCCGCCUGCCGCAGAAGAUUUCUCUCACCUUCCUCCGGAGCAGAGGAAGAAGAGGCUCCAGGCAAAGAUUGACGACAUCACCAAAGACCUGCAGAAGACGCAGGACCAAAGCGAGGCGCUGGAGAAGAUGAAGGGGGUGUACGAGCACAACCCACAGAUGGGAGACCCCACCAGUCUGGAGCCUCAGAUCUCAGAAACCGCCCAGAACAUCGGCCGCCUGAGGGGGGAGCUCGCCAAAUAUGAGACGUGGCUGGCGGAGGCGGUGGGAGGAGAGGAAUCUUCCAAUGCCAUCAACAAUAAUACUCAACACGGCGUCCUCGCGGCUGACCAGUCCCAGAGCUUCUACUCAGAGUUCGAUGACGAGUUUGAAGAAGUAGAAUCUCCUGUUGGCCACUGCACGGCGCUGUACACCUUCGAAGGCAAUAGCGAGGGCACCAUUUCCAUUACGGAGGGAGAGCUGUUGAGCAUCAUGGAGGACGAUAAAGGAGACGGGUGGAUGAGAGUCCUUAGAGCUGGCGGAGACGAGGGCUAUAUACCUUCAUCCUAUGUCAAACUUGGCCCAUAACGCGCGCGCGCGCGCGCGCACACACACACACACACACACACACACACACACACACACACACACACACACACACACACACACACACACACACACACACACACACACACACACACACACACACACACACACACACACACAGAGCUUGCGAUGGAAAGGUAAGCCAAGAGCCAAAGUAUAUACAAAAGUCGUCCACAAUAAUUUGGAGCUCCGAUGAUCUUUUCCCUCGGCCAGCGAGAUGAAAGCUCCUCCUCCUCCUGCGCUCCCCGUCUCUCUAAACGCAGAUCGUCUUCGUGGAUUUCAGCUCUUUUUUUUUAAAAAUCCAAACUCGUGAAUGUAUCCCUGAACCUUGUUAAGUGACGACUAGCGUAACAUAUUCAGCACCGUAGUAGCCUAAGCGUUGCAUAUCUUUACGUUGAUAUAUCCACUCACUUGACUUCCUCCCCCACUGCCCUCUCAAUAACCUGCUGAACCUUUUCUUUCUGUAACACCGGCCCUCUGCUAAAGCGGCUUUCCUUAAUGUGAGUUUUUUUUCUUUUCUUCUUUUUUAUCAUAGUGAUGUUUUUUAUGACUUAUAACUGGAUGAAAACCACUACUCUUAACAUCUCACCACGGAGUGUCUGUAAAGGACCGGUUUCAAUGUUUGUUUUACGUCCGUCUUCUAACAAGUCAUGUGACCAUAUGAACAUUGAAAUACAUUAUUGGCUGGUGCAAUCAUUCGUCUGGUAUCUUCCAAAAUCCCCCCACUAAACACCCAAGAGGAA